AUGUCAGACACGCCGGAAGAAAAGAAGGUGCUUCAUACUGCCAGCAAUGACGACGAUGUGCUCGCGCAGCUGGGAUACACCCAAGAGUUGAAACGUAGUUUUGGACUCUUGGGUAUGGUCGGCUUCUCCUUCAGUAUCGUCACUUCGUGGACUGCGCUGUCAGGUGUUCUCAUCAUCGGCGUUGAGUCUGGAGGGCCGCCAGUCAUGGUAUGGGGCUGGGUCUGUGUUUGCUUGGUUACGCUCGCAGUGGCAUACUCCAUGGCUGAGAUGUGUAGCGCAUACCCUGUCGCUGGCGGUCAGUACAGCUGGGUGGCCGUCCUGGCUCCAACACGCUGGGCUAGGUCCAUGAGCUACCUCUGUGGAUGGUUCAUGCUGAUUGGCAUAAUAUGCAUGGGUGCCGUCAACAACUUUGUCGCUACAAACUUCGUCCUCGGUAUCGCUCAGCUCAACUAUGGCUUCACCAUUGAACGAUGGCAUACGGUCCUCGUUGCAUAUCUCAUCACUUGGCUCGCAGCUGGCUCCAACAUCGACCUCCCGCACAUGCUCAACAAAUUGUCAAAGGCAAUCUUCAUCUGGAACCUCACGUCGUUUGUUGUGUGCUUUGUCACCAUCCUGGCUACAAAUGACCACAAACACUCUGCGAGCUAUGUGUUUAGCGACUUCCAAAACUUUACAGGAUGGAAUGCGCCAUACGCUACAUGUCUCGGACUGCUUCAGUCUGCCUUUGGCAUGUGCUGCUACGACGCGCCGUCGCACAUGACGGAAGAAAUCAAGGAUGCGCGGAAGCAGGCACCUCGGGCAAUUGUCAUGUCGGUGUACAUUGGCUGCUUUACCGGAUUCGCCUGGCUGGUUGCGCUGUGUUUCUGCAUUGGCGAUCUCGAGGCCACGGGCAAUACGCCGACCGGAGUGCCGGUGAUUGAAAUCAUGUUCAACUCUACCAACAGCAUUGCGGGAACUUCGACCAUGGCCUCUAUGAUUUCCAUCAUUGCCAUUGUCUGCGCCAACUCGCUCAUGGCAGAGGGGUCUAGGGCCGUGUAUGCGUUUGCACGCGACAAUGGACUGCCAUUCUCCGAGGUGCUGAGCAAGGUGUCGAGCAGAUCUGUGCCUGUAUACGCAGUCUUGCUCACUGCCAUUGUGCAAAUGGCGUUCAAUUCGAUAUAUUUUGGCACCACAACUGGCUUCAAUACCAUUAUUGCCAUUGCCACGCAGGGAUUCUAUCUAUCCUAUCUCAUGCCUCUUCUUUCGCGCAUCCUCGCCCACUUUACGGGCAAAAAGACGCGACUGGAAGGGCCUUACUCGCUCGGGCGAUGGGGCAUUGUGCUCAACGUGAUUGGCUUCCUGUACCUUGGCUUCGUAUGCGUCAUAUCCAAUUUCCCCAGCGUCACGCCUGUGACGAGCGAAAACAUGAACUACACUUCUGCGGCUACGGGAGUAGUGAUGGUGAUCAGCCUGGUGUUCUGGAUCAUGACUGGGCGGAACAAGUUCACUGGGCCCGACGAUGGCAAUUUGCUGGAUGCGGGGCGACAUGAUGCGUAG
This is a messenger RNA of Exserohilum turcica Et28A, 1536 nucleotides long. RefSeq lists its product as uncharacterized. Gene Ontology annotation, cellular component: membrane. The record is from RefSeq and is a predicted model, not a curated record. NCBI's taxonomy places the organism in Eukaryota, Fungi, Ascomycota, Dothideomycetes, Pleosporales, Pleosporaceae. Gene Ontology annotation, biological process: transmembrane transport; amino acid transport. Gene Ontology annotation, molecular function: transmembrane transporter activity. The coding region runs from base 1 to 1536 and encodes 511 amino acids. The transcript has 5 exons.